AUGAAAAACAACAUAGAUGGUACGGUCUCUGGGGCUGAUUCUAUAAACAAUCCCAAAGAGAUCGUGGCUGAAAGUAUUGAGACUGUUGACGAACAUCAAACCGAAGAAGGUAAUAUUUUGGCUCAGUACUCGGAGGAGCAAACAAUGGAUAUGGGCAGAAACUACGGUAUGAAGCAUGGAUUAGAUCCUGAACUUUUUGCUAGAGCAGCAGCAGUGGCAAGAUCUCCAUUAUGUUUCAAGUCGAUGAAAUUUUUGAGUGAAAUGGAAAAGCUGGCCCUCGAGAUUGAAGCCUGUAAAAAGUGGCACAUACCGCGGAAAUUGUUGGAAGUUGUUGCUUUGGGCUCUAUGGCAGCAUGUGUCCAAGGGAUGGAUGAAUCAGUGGUGAAUGGGGCCAACUUAUUUUUUCCAUUGGCUAUGGGUAUCCCUAGUAUGAAAAACUAUGAUUUGAUUGAAGGCUUGGUUAAUGGUGCUCCGUACCUUUGCUCCUCUAUCGUGUGUUGGACUUCUGAUUAUUGGAAUAGAAAAUUAGGUAGGAAGUGGUGUAUUUUUUGGUCUUGUGUAAUUACUGCGUUAUCUUGUAUUUGGCAAGGGCUUGUUAGUUUGAACUGGUUCCAUUUAUUCAUUGCCCGUUUUUUUAUGGGGUUCGGUAUGGGUAUAAUGACUGCAACUGUUCCUGCAUAUACCGCGGAGACCGCUCCAGCCCAUAUAAGAGGUGCACUUGUUAUGCUUUGGCAACUUUUCACCUGUGUGGGAGUUAUGUUGGGUUAUGUCUCUUCUUUGGCCUUUUAUUAUGUUGGGGACCAUGGUAUUUCAGGUGGAUUGAAUUGGAGGUUGACAUUAGCGUCUGCAUGCAUUCCUGCAAUUUUUGUACUCAUUCAAAUUCCCUAUGUACCCGAAUCUCCUCGUUGGUUAAUGGGUAAACAUAGACAUAGGGACGCUUUCGAUUCAUUGAAAAUUUUAAGACAUAGUGAAAUCGAAGCUGCUCGUGAUUGUUUUUACCAGUAUGUUUUGUUGAGUGAAGAAGGUUCCUACGUAGGUGUUUCUUUCUACAAAAGAGUAAUUGAGAUGUUUUCAAUUAGGAGAAACAGAAACGCCGCACUUGGUGCAUGGAUUGUUAUGUUCAUGCAACAAUUCUGUGGUAUUAAUGUUAUAUCCUACUACUCAUCAUCGAUUUUUGUUGAAUCAGAUCUUUCAGAAAUCAAAGCUAUGCUAGCCUCUUGGGGAUUUGGUAUGGUUGAGGUGAUCUCUUGUAUACCAACUUUCUACACAAUUGACAGUGUCGGUCGUAGGAAUUUGUUGCUUGCAACAUUUCCGUUGAUGUCACUUUCUCUAUUGAUGACUGGAUUUGGGUUCUGGAUUCCUGAAGGUACAAGCAGAGAUGGUCGGUUAGCUUGUAUAACAAUAGGCAUUUACCUGUUUGCUAUUUUUUACAAUUUUGGGGAAGGACCGAUUCCAUUCACAUACUCUGCAGAGGCAUUUCCCUUAUACAUUCGUGACCUCGGUAUGGGAUUUGCUACUUCCACUUGCUGGUUUUUCAAUUUCAUUUUGGCUUUUACUUGGCCCCGUCUUAAAAAUGCAUUUAGAUCUCAGGGGGCAUUUGGGUGGUAUGCAGCAUGGAACAUUGUUGGUUUCUUCCUUGUGUUAUGGUUUCUUCCAGAGACUAAGGGUUUAACUUUAGAGGAAUUGGACGAUGUAUUCUCUGUGUCUCUUAGAAAGCAUGCUCAUUUUCGUACUAAAGAAUUUGUUCGUGGGCUUAAUAAAUACGUUUUGAAAAAGGAGGUUGAACCAUUGAAUCCAUUGUAUAUGCAUACAAGAUUGGCAGUUACAAACCAGAAAUGGAAUGACAAGACCACAAUUUUACACGAAGAAGGUAUAUCGUAG
This is a messenger RNA of Debaryomyces hansenii CBS767, 1881 nucleotides long. Its product is annotated as DEHA2E24310p. The record is from RefSeq and is a predicted model, not a curated record. The coding region runs from base 1 to 1881 and encodes 626 amino acids. Lineage: Eukaryota; Fungi; Ascomycota; Pichiomycetes; Serinales; Debaryomycetaceae. The transcript has a single exon. Gene Ontology annotation, cellular component: membrane. Gene Ontology annotation, molecular function: myo-inositol:proton symporter activity. Gene Ontology annotation, biological process: transmembrane transport.